Durusdinium trenchii is the source of this 1797-nucleotide messenger RNA. The record is from the annotation of a GenBank genome assembly. NCBI's taxonomy places the organism in Eukaryota, Dinophyceae, Suessiales, Symbiodiniaceae.
AUGAGCUCGGGAGAGAUCCAACGCUCCAAGGAUGGCGUCCCAGCUUGGGACGGAGACGCCACCAGCUUCCAAGAUUAUGAAGAACAAGCUCGUUGGGACGAGCCAGCGGACACUCCUCAAGAAGACGACGAUGACCAGUGGUAUGACCCGCCAAGUGAAGCGCCAGAAGCAGCAUCUUGGCAUGCUUCGAGCUACGGCUAUGGCUACCAUGAAGGUACCGAUGAUGAGCCCUGGAAGCUUCAUGCAGAAGAGCUAUUACCAGAAUUUCUUCAGGGCUGGUACCUUCUGGCUGACUCCGGCCUAGACAGUCUCGAAAGAAACAUGGUCCAAACAGCGCUUCAAGAAGAUUUCUCAGUUCAAAGAGUUGCCAAAGAGUUACGGCUGCAGUGGCCGGACGAAGAAUUGAAGCGCAGAGAUCAACAGACCAAGAAUGCCGGCUUCUGGGCAAAUGAGCCCGAUCAAGAACUUGAUCUGGAGGAUGGACCCGAUGUGGGUCUAUGGAUGGAUGAUUUGACGGGACAGGGACAUGCUCUCUUCCAGGCGGCAGAAGAGCAGGCCCAGGAGGCCUAUGCAGCCAUACAACAGGCUCGAAGGACCUUGAAAGAGGCCCGUUCUCGACAGCACCAAGUGAAGCUUUCCCGCCAGUACUACAAGACGACUUUUCAGCGACCUCACCGUCCAUAUCCUCCCAGGUCAGAUGGCAUGACCUGCCUCAAGUGUGGCAAAGGUCACCGCACCAAUGAGUGUCCAGAGAAGCAGAACUCAGAUGGCAAGCACCAGAGCCAUGUGACCGAGGAGGCACCAUUUGUGUGCUACUCCGAAGAGGCCGCACUGGCCACCAAUGGCAUUGACCAAUGCCGGACCACCUAUGAAGCAGUACAGGCAGGCUGUGCUGUCAUUGAUGGUGGGGCUACCAAGACCUUAGGCAGUGUGGAAGCGAUUCAGGCCGUCAUGGACCAGAACAUCGCCAAGCAUGGCAGCAGUCGAAUCCAAGAGGUCGAUUUCGUGACAGUGCCCAACAUGGUGAGCCAAAUGAAGAAAGCCGACCUGAUGGCAGCCCUCGAGGAAUUCGGGGAGACCCCACCGGCCAAGUGGACGGUGACCGAACUCCGAAGUCGCCUUCUGCAACUCCACGAGGAGCAUGGCAUCAACCUCAGCAAGAACAAGCGCACCGAAUUGCGCGAGAUGGUGAUCCAGUUGAACAAAGCCAGUGCCCGCAAAAGCACCGUGGCUCAGCACUGUGCCGAUCUGGGCAUUGCACAGAGCGGCAACGAAACCAAGGCGCAGCUCCAGAAGGCUGCGAUGAUCCGCAUCUACAAGACCAGCAAGCCCGAUGCCUACGAUCCAGUGGGUUUCGGGAAGGGAGCCUCCUUGACCUACGCGGAGAUCAAGGAGGACAAACAAUACUGCACGUGGGUGAAGACCACAUGGCAGGAGGAUCCCAAUGCGUGCUGCCCACAGCUGGCACGCCUAGCACAAUGGCUCCUGAAUCAGGAUGUCAAGAUGACCAAGGACUCCGAGCCGACUCGCACCAAGACCGGGUACCGCACUCAGGAGCCCGAGCCAAAGGUGGUGUCACUCAAACAAGAGCCCAAGGGGACUCCAGCCCGCAGCAGCGCUGCGAGCAGCGCCAGUGUGUCCUCCUCGACUCAGGCCUUGGAGCUGAUCCAACAUCUCGCCGAGACCAUGAAAGAGCUGAAGGAGGAGAUCGUCGAAGUGAAGGGCAAUAUGAACCCUCGCAAGGAGCGGAAGUCACGGGGGUCGGAAGGAACCUCAGACAGCUUCGACAUGAUCUGA